Molecule: messenger RNA, 1308 nt
Organism: Condylura cristata (star-nosed mole)
Lineage: Eukaryota; Metazoa; Chordata; Mammalia; Eulipotyphla; Talpidae
Gene: ACTBL2
Product: actin, beta-like 2
Exons: 1
Coding region: 1-1131 (376 amino acids)
Biological process (GO): axonogenesis; cell motility
Cellular component (GO): NuA4 histone acetyltransferase complex; axon; membrane
Molecular function (GO): protein kinase binding; nucleosomal DNA binding
Source: RefSeq, a predicted model, not a curated record
AUGACUGAUGACGAGCUGUCUGCCUUGGUGGUAGAUAAUGGGUCAGGGAUGUGCAAGGCAGGCUUUGGGGGUGAUGAUGCCCCCCGGGCAGUGUUCCCCUCCAUGGUAGGGCGUCCGCGGCACCAGGGGGUCAUGGUAGGCAUGGGCCAGAAGGAUUGCUAUGUGGGGGAUGAGGCCCAGAGCAAGAGAGGCAUCCUGACCUUGAAGUACCCCAUUGAGCAUGGAGUGGUCACCAACUGGGACGAUAUGGAAAAGAUCUGGCACCACACUUUCUACAAUGAGCUGCGAGUGGCACCGGAUGAGCAUCCCAUCCUCCUCACAGAGGCACCCCUGAACCCCAAGAUCAACCGGGAAAAGAUGACUCAGAUCAUGUUUGAGGCCUUCAACACACCUGCCAUGUAUGUGGCUAUCCAGGCUGUUCUGUCCCUCUACGCCUCAGGCCGGACCACGGGCAUUGUGAUGGAUUCUGGGGAUGGGGUCACUCACACUGUGCCCAUCUAUGAAGGUUAUGCCCUGCCGCAUGCCAUUCUACGUCUGGAUCUGGCUGGCAGAGACCUCACUGAUUACCUCAUGAAGAUUCUCACAGAACGAGGCUACAACUUCACCACGACUGCUGAGCGAGAGAUAGUUCGAGAUGUCAAAGAGAAGCUGUGCUAUGUCGCCCUGGAUUUUGAGCAAGAGAUGGUCAACGCUGCAGCCUCUUCCUCGCUGGAACGAAGCUACGAGCUUCCGGAUGGGCAAGUAAUCACAAUCGGGAACGAACGCUUCCGCUGCCCUGAGGCUAUUUUCCAGCCUUCCUUUCUGGGCAUUGAGUCCAGUGGGAUCCACGAGACAACCUUCAACUCCAUCAUGAAGUGCGACGUGGAUAUUCGCAAGGAUCUCUAUGCCAACACCGUGCUGUCUGGAGGCAGCACUAUGUAUCCUGGCAUCGCUGACCGGAUGCAGAAAGAAAUUGUCAUCCUGGCACCCAGCACUAUGAAAAUCAAGAUCAUAGCUCCUCCAGAGCGGAAGUACUCGGUUUGGAUUGGGGGCUCCAUCCUGGCCAGCCUGUCCACAUUCCAGCAGAUGUGGAUCAGUAAGCAGGAGUACGACGAGGCAGGUCCUCCCAUUGUCCACAGAAAAUGUUUCUGAAUGGACUUUUGUGCUAGCGGAUUUAUACUUUUCCUUUUUCGAGGUCAUAGUGAUGGUACGUACUGCUUUUCUCCACUUUCCACUGAGUGAAGGUAAAUAGACUAUUGCUAGUGUGUAAGCCAGCAACGUCAUCACUGUCCAAGGAUUGUGGGCGCCUGACCCUCUAGCCACAUCUUG